AUGAGCAACAGAAACUCGCAGCGCUUCCAGGCACGAGAAGCCACCGCGGCACCACCCAGCAAUCCCCCACUCCAAGGAACAAUAACAAACCCACUAAAGGCAUUCCUCGACGAGGGCACGCUGAACACGAAAAAAACCUUCCGCAACUUUACGACCUUUUUGGAUCUGAAACACAACUACCACAAUGAAUUUUUGUCUACGGUUUGGGAUCAUGUUGAGCUGCAGGGGUAUACGUGGAAGGAUCUCGCAGAGCAUGAAUCUGAGCGGAAAGCGUGUGCUCUUGGCUUUUUGAGGGUGCAUGGGAAGAAGUAUUGGGGCACGGAUGCGAAUCGGAGGAAGUAUUUGAUGGCGGAUUCUUUGCUUGAUCCUGAGGCUCUUUAUAUGUAUCCGGAGAGAAAGGAAGAGUUGACUCGUACGCUUGUGAUCCUGUUGGAAAAGAAGGCCAAGGCCAAGGUCAAGGACCACAGACAGUCGUUGGCUACGAAGAAUAAUGAUACUCCUUCAUCUCCUUCGAAAUUCCGUGGCCUUCCAACACCGACGCCCGCUUCUGAUCUGCCAAAGAAAGCCCAGCCUCGUUACCCGUCUACUUUCAACACUCCGGGUCUUUCUGAUAAUGGAAGAGGCAGAAAGAGAGACCGGGAGCCAUCCGAAGACCUGGGAACCCUGUUUGAGCGAUUCAACCCCAAAAAGGAGGUAUCGUCAACUCGUUCUCUCGAUCGAGGAAAGUCUGUAGGCCCUGGUGAUCGGACCAUCCGUCCUUUCAGCUCUAUCGCACUUGACGAUACACGGGGUAGAUCGGUCCCUGCCAAGAAGAGACGGACUGAGGAGAACGAUGACGUGGUCAUCCUGGACAAGCCCGUCAUCCCUAACCUCAAUGGCCAGCUCUCAGAUUCGUCCGACUCUAGCACCGACGACAUCCAGGAGAUCGAGACCGUCGAAAAGAUCCCCGUCGAUCUACAUCACUGUCACGAUAAGACCAAGUUCUUGGUAACCGCCACCACACAGCGGGAUAUGGCCCCGGUCUGGGUCCCAUUCCAGCGCUUUGACACGGCUUCAGCCUUCCUGGACCGUAUGGUGGAGGAAUGUGGGCUCCGGGAAUGGGAUCCUAGUGCGCAGCUGAAUGCCGGGAUUUGGGCCAGUCCCGUGAAGGCCGCAUCGAUUAAAUUUGAGUGGUCCGGGUUUUACAUCCGCGUGCGCACGGGGAUGGAUAAGGACUGGAACUUUGUGAUGAGGGAGCUCCAAAAGGCCUGGAAGAAGGACGCGGGCGCGGAGAACGUCCAUGCGGCUUUCCGGAUCAGUGUGAUGCUGCAUGUAGUGUGA
Molecule: messenger RNA, 1320 nt
Organism: Aspergillus wentii DTO 134E9
Lineage: Eukaryota; Fungi; Ascomycota; Eurotiomycetes; Eurotiales; Aspergillaceae
Exons: 3
Coding region: 1-1320 (439 amino acids)
Source: RefSeq, a predicted model, not a curated record